This is a messenger RNA of Acytostelium subglobosum LB1, 165 nucleotides long. RefSeq lists its product as hypothetical. The transcript is spliced from 2 exons. Gene Ontology annotation, cellular component: cytosolic small ribosomal subunit; ribosome. The record is from RefSeq and is a predicted model, not a curated record. Lineage: Eukaryota; Evosea; Eumycetozoa; Acytosteliales; Acytosteliaceae. Gene Ontology annotation, molecular function: zinc ion binding; structural constituent of ribosome. Gene Ontology annotation, biological process: translation. The annotation marks the transcript as partial.
AUGGCCAGAGAGUUGUGGUUAAGUCACCCAAGAGAUAUGGGACCCGGUUCCCGCAAGUGCCGCACCUGUGGAAAUCACCACGGUCUUAUCAGAAAGUAUGCCCUCAACAUGUGCAGACGUUGUUUCCGUGCCAACGCUGAGGCUAUUGGCUUCCACAAGUACCGU